GUGAAACGGCACAGGUACACAUCAGGCACAAGUAGCGAUUGUCGGUGACAGUGAAAAUUUUAUGACGUAGAAUAUAUACGUAUAACGUACAAACAUAUAAAAAGUGUCUUUGAAGAAUAAAAACAUAUACAAUAUUACCGAGGUCAAACGGAUGUGAAAAUAAUUCAUAUACACUUAGAGGUUCCGUUUCAAGCAAAAGUUUCAAACUUUUCAGUCGACCUUUCCUAGAAGGAUCUAAGAUAUAAAAGUUCAUUACGACGAAAAUCCGUAAUUAAGAUGCAUACAGGAAGAGUUAUCAUGGUUUUCCUACAAUUAUUGCUAAGUAACAGUCUACUUUGUCUCGUAGAAGCGCAAACUAAUUAUAAAGAACUGGGCAUAUAUAACAUAACACCUCUAUUUUACGAAAUCCUUUUAAAACCAGAAAUAGAAACAAAUAUCUUUAGAGGUCAUUGCCAAAUCCUUAUUCGUAUUGAAGAGGAAAAGCAGACAAUAGGUUUUCACUCAGCCGUGGCUAAAAUACACAACGCCAUAUUGUGGAAAAUAGAGUCAAUAAAUAAAACAUUAUCUUCAUUAGACCGUACUAGGCCGUAUGAAUACAUAAAUGCAACUUAUAAAGUAAAAGACGUCCGUUUUGAUUCUCACUCGGAAAUUUUUAGCCUAGUUUUUGACAAAACGAUAGAAUAUGGAUAUUAUGUUUUAGAAAUACACUAUUUUGGUUAUUUUACUACCAAUUUGGAAAAGGAUGGCUUUCUUCGAACUUCUAUUUCCGACGAUGGAAAUAAAAGAUGGAUGAUAGCAACACGAACUCACAAAACUGGCCCUCAAGCAAUUUUUCCGUGUUGGAACAAUUCGCGUUUCAAGUCAGUUUUUAAUAUUUCCAUAAGGCAUCCUGCGGACUAUAUGGCUUUAUCAAAUUCAAAAGUUUAUAUGUCGGAGCAAUACGGGAAUGACGUCACGAAUUUUCUGUCGACAUCACUAGUUUGGACGACUUUCAAAUCUACUCCUCCCGUAUCCCCAUAUUGCAUAGCCAUAGUUGUAAUGCCCAAGCACGACGUGUAUAAUCAUGAUCAGGAUGUUACAAUGUGGUCACAUAAAUCUGUACCUCAGAUCCAAUUCAAUGUUGCAAAAGAGUUUACGAUGAAAAUGAUAAAAAAAUUAAAGGAACAAAAUAUACACGACCAAUGCAAAGUUGAGGAAACAAAUUACAUCGCUGUUUCUGGUCUUGAAGAAGAGAAAACCAUUACAACUCAUGCUUUUGUUGUUCAUAGCCUACUAGACACAUUCUUCAUUGACGACCAAUCUUCAGUUGUGAAAAAAUUGAGUGUAGCGCGCUUCAUAGCACAUUACCUAGCAUAUCAAUGGAUUCUUCGUACAACACACACAUUAUAUUGGUCUUCCUCUUGGCUAUCUGGCGCAUCUAAGUUUUUAAGCGUAUAUCUACUCGAUAAGGUACUUCCAGAAUUCGAAGUGACAACUUUGUCAGUCGACACUGUCUAUAAAAACAUUCCUUUAACUCUUGAGUUUGAUAGUAAAAAGAUACUAGUGGAUAUAUUUACUUCGAAAUCAAAUUUCACUACUAUUUGCAAAUCCAGAAAUUACAACGAAAAGAAAUUAUCUCUUAAAUUCUUUAAUCAAAGUGUCUGUACGUCAGUAUGAAGGUCAUUAUAACCAUUAUAGAGCCAUUUGUCGCUAUUAUGGCCAUUUUUAUAAAUUCAGAAUAAGUAACAUAUUAUUAUACAAAAUAAACUUUCCAAGUAGAUAGAAAUAUUUAGUAAUUUUAUUUUGAAGAGAGCUGUAUAAAAACUAGGUUAUUAUCGUUACUGCAAAAAAUCUUGUAACUGCAAAACAAAGAGAAUUGGGAUACACAAGUGGAUUACCUACACACUCCGAAGCAUAAAACAAUAAACACGUUUAGUCAUGCUCAAAUCAUGGAUGACGUAUAUCAUCUUGCAAAGUAAAAGUAUUUUAUAAAAAGAUGAUGUGUUUGAAGCUCAUUAAAUACUUCGCGCAAGAAACAGAUUAUGAAGUAUUAUAGUAUUCUGAUACGAUUAGGAUCUUGAUAGUUAUUUCAAAAUCUGAUUCUAGUUUUACAUAAAUAUGCACAAUUGAAAGUUUUAUUUA
Messenger RNA from Pseudomyrmex gracilis, 2121 nucleotides. RefSeq names its product aminopeptidase M1-D-like. Bases 277 to 1656 code for a protein of 459 amino acids. Gene Ontology annotation, biological process: peptide catabolic process; proteolysis. Lineage: Eukaryota; Metazoa; Arthropoda; Insecta; Hymenoptera; Formicidae. The transcript is spliced from 9 exons. Gene Ontology annotation, cellular component: cytoplasm. Gene Ontology annotation, molecular function: peptide binding; metalloaminopeptidase activity; zinc ion binding. The record is from RefSeq and is a predicted model, not a curated record.